CCAAAAAACAGUCAAAACGAUUACUUGUGAAAGAGAAUUUUAGGCCUCCGCCGUUUUCCGUCAGAAAGAGUUUUCGGAAAAUUUGAUAAAACUCCCGCGAGAUUGCCCAACCUUCCAAGAAUACCAAACCUUGACACCCACACCUCUCUCUCUAUCUCUCUCUCUCUAUAAUCAAUCAGCGCAAGUCAAAAAACCUUGGAAACAAUCCCUUUCCUUGAACUCCCAACCUCUCCAUUUGCCAUAAUCACUUUCCCAAGCAAAGCAUCCUUUCCCCUCCUCUUCCUAUAUCUCCACCACCCACCAUGUCCAUCUUCUUCACCAUCCUAAUCCCAUUCUUAUUCUCUAACUCUACCAAUAAUACCCACAAAAAAAGAAAAAAGAAAAAAAACUUUCUUCGAAAAAAACUUUCUUCUUACUCUGUUUCUUCCUUUUAUUUCAUCGGAAAAUGGAGUCGGAAACAGUCCCGGCAGUUUUGCCCCUGAACCUUCACAAGUACUCCAACCGGGUAAUCUUGAAAACCAUUUUGGAUCGCGACGAUGGCGGUCUGGGUUUGAUUGGCCAAAGAGUUGUGAUCGGAGGGUGGGUCAAAUCUUCCAAGGAAUUCAAGAAAGAGCGGCCUGCCGUGGCAGCCCCAGCCGAUGGUGAUGGGGUUGGUGAUACAGGGCCGAAGGAUAAGGACGUAACUUGUGUGGAAAUUCUUCAAUCCCGAAUACCCUUUAUUCGUUCUCUCAUAAAAGCUUUGGGUCGUAGUCAUUCCCCUGCCGCUUCUCGUGAUAAGUUGGAACCGGCUGUUGUUGUUCCUAAGCCCCCUCUUCCUUCUAUUUCUAUUUUGCAAGUCAGUGAUGGUUCCUGUGUUGCAACUCUUCAGGUCCUUAUAGAAUCCUCUUUAGCGCCCCCAAGCAAGGUACUUCCUACUGGAACUUGUAUCCUGGUAGAUGGUGAACUGACGCAGUCAUCGUUGCAAGGAAAACAGGUCAUCGAGGUUAAAGUUGAGAAAGUACUUCAUAUAGGAACAGUGGACAGUGAAAAGUAUCCGUUGUCCAAGAAACGAUUACCAUUGAAUAUGUUAAGGGAUUGUUCCCACUUUCGACCUCGAACAACUACGGUAGCAUCUGUUAUGCGGAUACGUAGUGGCCUGGAUUUCACGACUCACAGAUUCUUUGAAAACCAUGGAUUUCUUUCGGUUGAAGUACCUAUUAUGACAAUCACGGACUGUGAAGGAUUUAGUGAAAAAUUCCAGGUUUCAACUCUAUUUAACAAAGCAGAUAAAAAGGGAGAACCAGGUGCAGCUGAAAAUGUUGGAGGUGUUAGUCUAGAUGUUAUUAAGGCAGCUGCAAGGGAGAAAAGUAAUAUAGUUGAGGAACUGAAGAGAACUGAAAGCAAUAGAGAAGCACUAGCUGCUGCAAUUCGUGAUUUACAAAAGACAAAUGAACUCGCGGCACAAUUGGAAGCAAGAGAGAAUUUGAAAUCAAAAAAUUCUAUAAAAGAUGAUAAAUCUAAACUCCCUGAAGAUUUCUUCCCUCGCUCAACAUAUCUAACUGUUUCUGGUCGUCUGCAUCUCGAGAGCUAUGCAUGUUCCCUUGGUAAUGUUUAUUCCUUUGGACCCAGAUUCAGAGCAAAUAGAGCAGAGUCACAAAGGAAUGUCGCAGAAAUGUGGACGGUUGAUAUGGAAAUGGCUUUUUCAGAGUUAAAGGAUGCCAUGAGUUGUGCAGAUGACUUUUUCAUUUUCCUCUGCAAAUCGGUUUUGGAAAAUUGUUCAGAAGACAUGAAAUUUGUCAUAAAACGAAUGGAUAAUGCCAGCAUUAAUCGUCUAAAAUCAGUGAUAUCAACUUCGUCAUCCGAGAGAAUCUCCUAUACCGAGGCUUUAGAUGUUCUAAAGAAGGUUACGGAUAAAUCAUUCGAAACAAAACUCGAAUGGGGCACUGCACUAACAACAGAACAUCUAAGUUAUUUGGCUGACGAAAUGUAUAAAAGGCCUGUAAUUGUAUACAAUCAUCCAAAAGAAGUUAAGCCAUUUUAUGUACGUCUUAAUGAUGAUGGACGGACAGUUGCAUCAUUUGAUAUGGUUGUACCAAAGGUUGGAACCCUCAUUUCAGGUAGCCAAAACGAGGAGCGUUUCAAUGUGCUAAGUGCAAGGAUCAAGGAAUUGGGGUUGGCUGGAGAGCAGUAUGAGUGGUACUUGGAUCUACGCAGGCAUGGAACGGUCAAGCACUCUGGAUUCAGUUUUUCGUUUGAUCUUAUGGUUCUCUUCACCACCGGCCUGACUGAUGUAAGAGACGUUAUCCCAUUUCCAAGAAGUUAUGGCAAAGCAGCCAACUAAUCAAAGUUGCCGAUGAAGAAUAAAAACUUCAGAGCAACAUAUAUAUUCUACAUGAUCAGAUUCCCUUUUUCUGCGAUCAGAAAAAGGAAAAAUGGAAAACUUAAAACACAUUCGGUGGAGAUAUCUAUAUAUGAGUGUACCAUGCAUGUAAAUAUCAACGAUUUACUGAUUACUUGAAAUGAUGUAAAUGAAUUUGGGGCUGUAAAUAAAAAAACUGAAUUUGGAAUGAAUAUAAAUGGUCUUUUACAAUA
Ziziphus jujuba (common jujube) is the source of this 2571-nucleotide messenger RNA. RefSeq names its product asparagine--tRNA ligase, cytoplasmic 2. Gene Ontology annotation, cellular component: mitochondrion. Gene Ontology annotation, molecular function: ATP binding; asparagine-tRNA ligase activity. The transcript has 8 exons. Gene Ontology annotation, biological process: asparaginyl-tRNA aminoacylation. The coding region runs from base 446 to 2320 and encodes 624 amino acids. NCBI's taxonomy places the organism in Eukaryota, Viridiplantae, Streptophyta, Magnoliopsida, Rosales, Rhamnaceae. The record is from RefSeq and is a predicted model, not a curated record.